AUGGACGCCUUUGUGCGUAGAGCAACGGCCUCGUCUACGCCUCGAGAACCCCUGGCUGACAUCUCGAACUCGGGUGAAAUGCCUGGCCGCCCUGCAAAGAGGUUGAGAGUCGAGGGCUCCAGACAAGAUAAUAGCGACUUUGAGGAUGAUGAGGAAACCUCCGACGCGUCAAUUCGCAAACCAGUCAAGCAGCCUGUGGAAGCGCCUCCAAGGCGCACAAGGGAAGUGAUACCGGACUCCGAGGACGAGGACGAGGACGAGGACGACCACGAUAUUUCAACCAACCAUCAUGAAACGGCCCUUGAAAGCGUUCUGCCUCAUAUCAAGGCUGAUGCGGACGCAAUUGAGGAGUACGAAGCCAUGAGAGCCUCUCAACUAAGUGCCGAGGACACAAAAGACGCCCAGCACGAGUCUGAUGUCGACCGGAGGAAGUGGGUCAGGGCCAAAAGCUCCAUCUACGUCGACGCCUUCAAUCUUGCUCUUGACACUGUGCUCGAAGACGAGGCCCAUUUGUUCGAUCAGAGAGAGAUGGCUGUUUUUGGACAGUGGCGCAGUCUAAACUAUGAGGCUCAGUAUCUCUACGUCCGUCUGUUUCUGCGCAAAGUCGCUGCGUGGCACCGACACGACAAGCUCGGUUACUACAGCGAUAUUUCGGAUCCUGAAGUUGCUAUCGAAACAUUGCAGCGGCGUCAUACUUUGCCUGCAGAGAGGGAAAGCGCUAGUUCGGAUCGUGACGGUGACAGUCACGGUGAAGUUGCUGGCGUCGCCCUACAAGACUGGUCCCUCGGGGAUACCUUCACCUUCGCAGACUCAUCCGAUGAAUGCAUCACCUCGGUUGAUGAAGCUGCCGCUCUGCUGAGUUUGGAUGAACUCAAGACUUUAGCCAAGGAGGCUAAGGUCCAGGGCAAAAAUAAGAGUGAUAUCUUGAGAAAUUUGCUGCGCAUGAGCUCGCGGCAAAGUGGUCUCUUGUCGGUGGGACUGCGCCGGGAGAGCACAUCUGGGUCAAUGGACUCUGCUGGUCGCGAGACAGGCAGCGAAACCCCUGAUCCUGAUCCCAAGCAAGACUCAAAUCGCAAUCAACACUUCCUAGCCAAGAUUGUGGCCAUCACAGGGCCUUGCAUCAGGAUUUCGCCCCCAGUUUUCAAGCUUUUUGAACGAGUGCAUCUUGUCUUCUAUCGGUCGACGGAAUGGACAGAGAAGUCCCUGACCACCAUUAUCCUGGCCAAAAUCUCAAGACGAAACUUUCCGCAGUACAUUGUCGACCGAACAUCCAACAUCUUCCCCGACCGCCGGAGUCUGCUGGAAUUCGAGCAGGCAAUGCGACUGGAAUUUGAGGUCGAUCAGAUUCUCGAGUUCAACGGACCCCCAGGGGAUGAAGGCUACCGACGUGUGCUUGAAAUUUUUGACAGCAUCACUGCUCGCUGGCGAGGGCUUCUGAAAGAGGAAGAACGCAAAGAAAAUCAAGUGUACGAGUUUGGAGAAGGCGCCUACCUCCGCCGCCUGAAUGCCGCACAUGCGUACACGAGAAUCGCGCACAAGGCAGCGUACGUCUACGGUCGUUUGCAUGAAUAUUUGGAAGAACAUGCUCUCCUCACCGAGCUCCUGAACCAGCGCUUCUUCCAGAUGGCUCGGCGCGGAUCAUGGUAUCAGCGCAAAGCCCUGCUGGAAGAGCAUUACAUGUGGGAACAGAAACCUGACCCCAAUAUUACUGACCAGGAGCAACAAAAGAAACACUGGCGCCGAAUAGCUGUUGCGACCUGUGAGGCUGCCUUGGAGGACCGCGAUUGCCAUCUCAUUUACCACUUUGAUUUACAGAAGCGCCUGACCAAGCUGGAAAAGCGCAUUCGCAUCCCUAAGCGCCUUCAGCAUGAUUUUGGCCACGUCCGCCUGCAUAAACCCGAAGAACACAAUGUCAUAGGGAUCCAAAUUAAGCGGGAUGAUCCCACAGCCGGUAAGCGUGGUGGGACGAGCACCAAGACAAUCUGGGUAGACGAGGCCGAAGGCGGCGGCGAGUGCAGCGUCGAGGAGAUGUGCUUGUCUUACUACCGCGGCGAGGGCUGGAAGGGUUACCAUUCCGAGGGCGGCAUUUUAAGGACUCUUUUUGCAUAUCUUUUCUACGAUAUUCUGUUCCUAUACAUCCCGAACGUAUUCCAAACAGCAUAUCAAACCUGUCCGCUGGACUUGCACACCGACGCCUUUUACCCGACUCGAGCCUCCGAGAUCAACCACCGCCUCGCUGAGAUCUCCAACGGCGACGCCACGCGCAUUAUCCGAGAGGUCGACGCCGAGCACCGCGAGAGGAGGACGUGCGUGGUGGGGCUAAACUGGGACUACGAGCUGGAGGACCUCGUAGAGCUCGCGGGCUGCUUCCGAGGCGAUGCCCUCGCCGCCGUGUGCAAGGUCAUGGCGCAGGAGUACAGGCAGAGGGGCGGCGGCGUCCCUGACCUCGUGCUCUGGCGGACGGAGCCGGAGCGGGAGUGCAUGUUUGCCGAGGUCAAGAGUGCGAAUGAUCGGUUGAGUGAUACCCAACGGCUAUGGAUUCAUGUUCUGACUGGUGCUGGAGAGGAAGACACUUCAGGAGGAUGGACAGGACCACACACCUGCGCUGGAGAUUACUGCGUCUACGCACAUCAGGCCUUCGCCGCCGGCCGGGGCAUAGCACUGAUAACCACGCCGGAAUCCGCACAAGCCCUAGCCAACUUGCCAGUCUUCUCCGAGCUGGCAAGCCCAGCCGCGGCUGCAUCUUUCGUCGAGUCCGCAAACAUCAACGUCCGCAGCCCGGCAACCGAGGUGCGGUAUAUCCCGGGUAAAGGCAGAGGUUUUGCGGCAGCGCAGGCCAUCCACCGAGGAACACAGGUCAUGGCGUACACGCCCGCUCUGAUCCUCCACCGGAACCUGGUCGAUGAUCUGGGACGAGCAGACCAGCUCCGGCUCCUGCGCGACGCCGUGAGCCACCUCCCCGCAGCGACGACACGCGCCGCGUUCUGGAAGCAGCUGGGCCAGACCCACGCGGAAGGCGACGACGACAUCCUCGACAUCGUCAUGAACAACUCGUUCAACCUGCCCCUCCUCCCGGGGACGGGACUGGGCCCGUUCAUCGGCAACUUCCCCGAGGUGUCGAUGUACAACCACGACUGCCGGCCCAACGUGGCGUUCCACCUGGACCACGGAAUCAUCCACCGCACCACGGCGGCCAGCAAGGGCGGCGUCCCGGCCGGCGAGGAGUUGAGCAUCUCUUACGUGGACGGAUUCCGAGUGCGUGACGUGCGGCAGGCGCGCACGCUGCGCAACUGGGGCUUUGCGUGCGCGUGCGCGCAGUGCAGCCUCCCCGGGGCGCUGGCCAACGCGAGCGAUAACCGCUUGUGGCGGCUGUACGAGGUCGAGAAUACGCUUCUGCUGAGCGCUGAUAGCAAACCCAGUGCUCCGGGGGGGGAUAAGAGGCAAGGUGGCGGGAAGAAGGAGGCUCGGGCGGCGUAUGAGACCCACACCUUGGAUGCAGUGUCGCUGUUGCUGUCUAUCUAUGAGCAAGAGAGGCUGCUUGAACCUCAUGGUUCGUCGGCGUACAGGCUUGCGGUGUUGAAUUACAACGCGUUCCGCAGGGCGGAGGGAGCGGUGAAGUAUGCAUUGCUGGCGUUGGAGCAAUUCCUAGUUGAGGAGGGCGCGAAUUCCGUGGGUGUGAGGGAGAUGGUUGCAUUGUUGGAUGACCCUGAGGCGCAUUGGAGCUGGGGCAAAAGAAUUUAG
Diaporthe amygdali is the source of this 3741-nucleotide messenger RNA. Its product is annotated as coiled-coil domain-containing protein mtmr15. The coding region runs from base 1 to 3741 and encodes 1246 amino acids. NCBI's taxonomy places the organism in Eukaryota, Fungi, Ascomycota, Sordariomycetes, Diaporthales, Diaporthaceae. Gene Ontology annotation, biological process: interstrand cross-link repair. Gene Ontology annotation, molecular function: protein binding; flap-structured DNA binding; 5'-flap endonuclease activity. Gene Ontology annotation, cellular component: nucleus. The transcript has 2 exons. The record is from RefSeq and is a predicted model, not a curated record.